GCCUUUCUCUCCAUUUUUUCAUUUCUCUUAUUUUUAUCGCCGUUCUCCUCCUCCCGUUGGGUAUAAGUCUCGUAAUCCCGCGGGCGAAGCUUCCAGAAGGCUUCUUCCGUACGUUCCUUUCCUUGGUGAGGUGGCCUCAACCGCAUCUGGAAGCUACUACGGGGUUCCCCGGGCCAGAUCCGGCCGGGAGGGGUAGAGGAGGCGCCGGCGUGAUGGCGGCCGAGCAUGGCGCUGCGGCGGCGGCAGCGGACAGGGCUGGGGCGGAGCCUCCUCCCCCGGCGCCUAUGCCGGGGCUGGUGGCGUCGGUGGACGCGGCGGGGCAGAGGUCGCUGCCGACGCCGUUCCUGACCAAGACGUACCAGCUCGUCGAGGACCCGGCGGUGGACGACGUGAUCUCGUGGGGCGAGGACGGGUCGACGUUCGUGGUGUGGCGGCCGGCGGAGUUCGCCCGGGACCUGCUCCCCAAGUACUUCAAGCACAACAACUUCUCUAGCUUCGUGCGGCAGCUCAACACCUACGGAUUUAGGAAGAUCGUGCCGGACCGGUGGGAGUUCGCCAACGACUGCUUCCGGCGAGGCGAGAAGCGCCUGCUCUGCGACAUACACCGCCGGAAGGUGGUCCAAUCGGCGGGGCUUGCGGCUGCCGCUGCCGCCGCCGCGGCUGGGGCGGUGACGGUUGCCACCGCGGCGAUCCCGAUGGCGUUGCCGGUUACGCGCUCCGGCUCGCCGGAGCCGCAGCUCUCCUCCGAGGAGCAGGUCCUGUCGUCCAACUCAGGAUCCGCGGAGGAGCUCCCGCCGGCCGCACCGUCCGGCUCAGGCUCCGGCCUGGGCGGCGCCGCCGCCGGCUCCUCGUCCGGUGAUAUGGGCGAGGAGAACGACCGGCUGCGGCGGGAUAACGCGCGGUUGACCCGCGAGCUGGGGCAGAUGAAGAAGCUGUGCAACAACAUCGUGAGCCUCAUGUCCAAGUUCGCCUCGAGCCAGCAGCCGGACGGCGGCCCCGGGUCGCUGUCGUCCGUGGUGAACUGCUCGGGCGAGUCGGCCCUGGCCCCUCCGCCGCCGCUCCCCGCGGGGAUACUGGACCUGAUGCCAUCGUGCUCGGCGCUGGCCACGGCCGCCGGCCUCGCCGUCGACGGCGGGCCGGAGACGGACGCGAGGCUGUUUGGCGUCUCCAUAGGGCUCAAGCGAGCGCGAGACGAAGAAGAAGACGGCGAGGGCGAGGAGCUUCCUAACAGCAACGGCGACGGCGCGGACGUGAAGCCGGAGGAGGCAGCGAACCGGCGGCCCGACGGCGGCAGCGAGGAUCGGCAGUCGUGGCCGAUAUACCGGCCCAAGCCCGUGUACCGGGCCUGCAACGGGCAGGACGGGGCCGGGGCCGGUUCCGGGUCAGACCAGGACAGAUCCAACUCGAGGUGAGUGGACGAUGUUGUAGAAGCUUCGAGCACCUACUAAUUAUUAAUCACCAUCAAAUAAUAAUACUGUAAGCAUCACUAGAGUCGUGAUAGGAUCUUGCAUUACUUUGCUAGCUGGGGAGCUCGGCUGCCCCCUCUACCCAUGUAAUUGUGAUGUUCCUGUUUCAUUUGAUCUAUAAUAUGUGUUGUGUAAUUUGUCGUGGUA
Molecule: messenger RNA, 1613 nt
Organism: Triticum aestivum (bread wheat)
Lineage: Eukaryota; Viridiplantae; Streptophyta; Magnoliopsida; Poales; Poaceae
Product: heat stress transcription factor B-2c
Exons: 2
Coding region: 213-1412 (399 amino acids)
Biological process (GO): regulation of transcription by RNA polymerase II
Cellular component (GO): nucleus
Molecular function (GO): DNA-binding transcription factor activity; RNA polymerase II cis-regulatory region sequence-specific DNA binding
Source: RefSeq, a predicted model, not a curated record